AUGGCUGAGGAGUUUCAAGCUAGGAUUUGUGGUGAAAACUGGUGGAAUGGUACCAUUGAUUCAGCCAGAAGUGUAUUCCCUUUAAGCUCAUCGUCGAUUUCUCCUUCUCCUUGUUCCGUGGCGGCUAGUCAAGAUGCAGGAGUCUAUAGCACCCGGCAAGCAGACUUGAAGGCAACCAAGUGUUGUACUGAAGAGACAGACAGCUUGGUUUCUGACACUUACCUGGGCUUUGUUGAUGCACAGAAGCCACACAAGAGUGAAUCAGCCAGUGAAAGUGGUGUCAUGUUGACCGAUUCGACCUUACAGAUGAUGGGUUUUGGCCUCACAUCUUCAACAUCAGAGAAUUGGAAUCAACCUCUAUUAUUGGAACUUGAUCUUAUCAAAGCAUAUAUGGAGUAUACUAUAGCUCUUAACUGUUUCUUCCUAUUGGAUUCUCCUAACCAAGACCAUAUAUUUUGUCUUUUUUUUUUAUCCUAUAGUCGAUGUAGUGGAAGGUCAGAGAGCAAUUUUCAUUCCGUGCUUCAGGAAGAAACGGGAAUAGAUUCUUCUAAUUCACAAAUCCAUAGGGAUUGGAUCCCAAAGAGCUUCUCCUCUGGUGGCGGAGGAGACCAAAUUGAUAAUUUCAAGCCAUUGAACCAAGAAUUUUCACUAGAUCACCAGAGUCCAAGUUCUUUAACUGGGUUAUCAUCAAAUCGUGAUUUCUCGAUUGGAUCAGACUCAUAUGGUAACCCUUCAACGAUACAAAGCUUAUAUGACCCUGAUCCUCGUCCACAAUUACCACAGCACUCACUUUUCACCAACCGUCCCAUGUCCUAUUCAUCAAAGGCAAGUUAUGGGACACCCUGCACUGAACUAACGCCAUCAUGGUCUAAAGUCUCUACCUUUUUGAAGCCCACAACAAUUGCAAAGCAACAACCUGUUGGAAUUCACUUUUCUAACAACACCCCUUUCUGGAAUGCUUCCGCCGACGCACUUAACGACAUAAGAGUAGGUACCUUUGCUUCAUCACAAUCACAAUACCAAACGCCAACCUUUGUUCAAGAGAAACCCAAUAGCCCAAUUACUCUAUUAAACAAGAUCAACAGUGAAGAAACUCUAGAUUCAGCAACAAUGGCGAAGAAAAAUGUUUGUGAACCAGCAUUAAAGAGGCCAAGAAUUGAAACUCCAUCCCCAUUACCAACUUUUAAGGUUCGGAAAGAGAAGCUAGGGGACCGGGUCACUGCUCUUCAGCAAUUGGUUUCACCUUUCGGAAAGACCGACACCGCAUCCGUUCUUCACGAAGCCAUCGAGUACAUUAAGUUCCUUCAUGAUCAAGUCAAUGUUUUGAGCACCUCAUAUAUGAAAAAUGGAGCUCCCAUUCAACCGAAGCAGGGCUGCGAUGAUCUGAAAAGCUCAGAAGGACCACAGCAAGAUUUAAAAAGCCGAGGACUGUGUUUGGUACCGAUUUCAAGCACAUUUCCAGUGGCAACAGAAACCACUAGUAGUGCUGAAUUGUGGACGCCUACAUUCAGGGGCGCACUCUUGAGAUAG
Sphenostylis stenocarpa is the source of this 1530-nucleotide messenger RNA. The record is from the annotation of a GenBank genome assembly. NCBI's taxonomy places the organism in Eukaryota, Viridiplantae, Streptophyta, Magnoliopsida, Fabales, Fabaceae.